Molecule: messenger RNA, 3097 nt
Organism: Uranotaenia lowii
Lineage: Eukaryota; Metazoa; Arthropoda; Insecta; Diptera; Culicidae
Product: serine/threonine-protein phosphatase 5-like
Exons: 7
Coding region: 242-1759 (505 amino acids)
Cellular component (GO): nucleus; cytosol
Molecular function (GO): protein serine/threonine phosphatase activity; protein binding
Source: RefSeq, a predicted model, not a curated record
UUGUUUUUCUCGUCUGGUGGUGUGCAAAUGUGCAAGUUUUUCACCGAUGAGCUAAGGUGCGAUUUAUUGCGAGGAGCCAUCGUCCGGUUGUAAUUCUGUAAUAUUAUUUCUCGAUAAGUAUUAUUUCAUUGCCAACGAACAAAACGCGUGCGGGUGAAUCGUCAAAGAAAACCAAGUCGUCGAAAACAAUCAACCGAAGCCCAACCUAGAAGUUGUGAAGCCGUAGUGAAAGCAGCAAAAAAUGUCCUCUGCACCGUCGCCACCGGAAAGCUCUGCCGCAGUAGCGGCCGACGUGAAGGAUGCGAGUCCGGAAGGCCCGGAAAAGUCUGCCAACAAAGAAAAGGCCGAAGAGUUUAAAAACCAAGCCAACGAGUUCUUCAAAAGCAAAGACUACGAUCAGGCCGUGAUGCUGUACACCGAGGCGAUCGCCCUGGAUGAAACGAACGCAGUGUACUAUGCAAAUCGCAGCUUUGCCUACCUGCGGCAGGAAGCCUUCGGGUAUGCCCUCUCGGAUGCGGUGCAGGCCAUCAAGUGCAAUCCGGGCUACCUGAAGGGCUACUAUCGGAGGGCGGGCGCCCACAUGGCCCUCGGCAAGUUCAAGCUGGCCCUGCAGGAUCUGGAGUUCGUGGCCAAGCGGUGUCCCAACGAUAAGGACGCCCAAACCAAGUACACCGAGUGCAAGAAGAUCGUACAGAAGAUGGCCUUCGAGCGGGCCAUCGCCGUCGACAAGCAGGAGAAGAGCGUGAUGGAGAUGUGUCGGGAUCUGGAAUCUGCGACCAUCGAAGCCGAUUACGACGGACCAAAGCUGGUCGACGGUAAAGUAACGUUAGAUUUCAUGAAGCAUCUCAUGGAAUGGUACAAAAAUCAGAAGAAGCUACACAAAAACUUUGCGUAUAGGAUUCUAUGUGACGUGGAGGCACUGUUCAAAAAGCAACCAUCCCUGGUGGAUAUCACAGUGCCCGAUCAGAACAAAUUCACCGUUUGCGGUGACAUCCAUGGUCAAUUUUAUGAUUUGCUCAACAUUUUCGACAUCAACGGCAUGCCAUCGGAAACCAAUCCGUACCUGUUCAAUGGGGAUUUCGUCGAUAGAGGUUCGUUCUCGGUGGAGUGCAUCUUUACGCUGUUCGGAUUCAAGCUGCUGUACCCGAACCACUUCUUCAUGUCACGAGGUAAUCACGAGAGUGUGAACAUGAAUCAAAUGUAUGGCUUUACGGGGGAAGUGGUGGCCAAAUAUUCACAAUCCAUGUCGGAGAUGUUUACCAUUGUGUACAACUGGUUGCCGCUGUGUCACUGCAUCAAUGGUAAGGUUCUGGUCAUGCACGGAGGUCUGUUCUCGAAGGACGAGGUAUCGUUGGACGAUCUGCGGCACAUCGACCGGAACCGACAGCCACCGGAGGAAGGCCUGAUGUGCGAACUGCUCUGGUCUGACCCACAGCCACAGAAUGGGCGGUCGCAAUCCAAACGCGGCGUGGGUAUCCAGUUUGGACCGGACGUAUCCAAGGCAUUCCUGGAACGGAACAAACUCGACUAUAUCAUUCGGAGCCACGAGGUCAAGGAUGAAGGGUACGAGGUUGCCCACGAUGGCAAGUGCAUAACGGUGUUCUCUGCACCCAAUUAUUGCGAUGCCAUGGGCAAUUUAGGUGCAUUUAUCAAUCUGAGAGGUGACGAUUUGACACCACAGUUCAAAACUUAUUCAGCAGUCCCGCAUCCCCAUGUAAAACCGAUGGCUUACGCCAGUGCUCUAAGCAUGCUUGCGUAGUAUAGCUGCUCAGCAGAAACUUGCCACUGUUUCCCAACCGGGAACGGACCAAUCCAACCGGAACAAGACGACGGGAAACGUUUAUCCCACUCAUCACACAACACAGGCGUAACUAUCACUGCUACUACUAGUAAAGAACAGUAUCCAAAAAGAUGGAAAGGAAAUAUUUCAUCCAAGUUUAUUGAAACUAGGUUUGUUUUUACCACAACCAUACAAAUCGGCUCAAAGAGACCUUUCGGUAAGUACGUAUGCAUUUUGUUUCUAUUUCAAAUGCCCCCUUUUAAUUGUGAGUAGAUCAAAACACACCACAUCUCGUUGAUCUAGUUCAAAUUGUAUAGCUUUAGAACGCAAGAGUACAAUAGGAUCAUGCUUCGAUUUUAAGAGUGCAUUUUUUACACCAAUAAAAUAUGUUAUCAAAAAUAUUCUUAUGUUUCCAUCAUAAUUACAAAUUGAAAGCGGAUCUCGGAGACGAACAUUAGCCAUGCAAAAGUAAUGCUAGCAGAAAUAAGGUGAAUCAAAAUCUGAAAGGAGAGUAAAUAUGUUAUGUGUUUUUGCAUUUGGCUGGUAUUCUCUUCGAGCUAUACUUUGGGGAUUGGUUUAUGGAUUUAUUGCUAGCAAAAACGGAUGAAAACAAUCUAAUGGAUCUUUUAACUUAAAAUUGUUCUAAAAUUUAAAAAAAAAAUCAAUCUUUUGAUCCAAUCCUGAAACGUUCUCAAUAGUUUGAGAAGGAAAUAACAAAAAAUAAUCUAACAGCUCUACAAACCAUCAAUUUUAUAAAAUUUUAUACCAUUAAUUCGUAACUCUACUGGAAAUCACUAUCAAAUGGUGCAACAAAGUCAAGGCAGCAAUCGAGCAACACAGGUCGAAAAUCUUCUUCAAAGCAAAACUAGGUGAAAAAAGACGAAAUAAACCAACAAAGACAUUCUUCCCAAAAAUUUGCUAUUGCAGCUGCUGGCAACCAGCAGCGUAGCAUGGUAGCAAAAACUAGGGUGACCCCAUCAACUUAGGAAAAGGCAAGUUUUGUGUUGUAUGAUGUAGAAACGAAAGCUAAUUUCUAAUUUUAGACCUCUGAUAGGGGACCCGAAAAUGCUUAUCGAUUCUCCAAGAAUAAAACCUUUAGUCGCGAUGGUCUAGCAGAGCCGGCGGGAACUCUUCUCUGAGUUUUCUCUUUAGUUUUUUUCUAUAUAAAAUCUAGAAUACGUGGGAUGAUGAUCACUGCAAGGUCACAAGUGUUCCCAUCAUUACCCGGUGCAAAACGUGCGUAGGUGGAUGGACGCUAUCGUAUUAAGUUUUAGGUGAUAAUGAUGAUGAUAUAAUAAAUACCAAAUUGUUGCAAGA